Molecule: messenger RNA, 3603 nt
Organism: Bacidia gigantensis
Lineage: Eukaryota; Fungi; Ascomycota; Lecanoromycetes; Lecanorales; Ramalinaceae
Exons: 3
Coding region: 1-3603 (1200 amino acids)
Source: RefSeq, a predicted model, not a curated record
AUGGGUAAAGUUCGACUGCAAAUCAACAUCUUGCCACUGCAGGAUCAACACUCCGCUCAGUCGAAAAACGCAGCGCGUCAAUCCGAGACCAGGCCAUGGACGCAGCCCGAGAAUUCAGAGAACACGUUAGCCCAACUAGUCGAUCAUAUCGUGGAACGAUAUGGCAGGAUCUAUGUGGGCAGAGGUCCCUUGAAAAUCAAGGAGCUCCAAGACUCUUGGGGCAGCACCCUUGAUUUGGCCGAUAAAAUCGGCGACGUGUUCGAUGACAGAACUUCCAGUGGUGACAUCUUCACAUCAAUCUGCAAAGUUCUCAGAUAUCCUUCAGAUCCUGUAGAACUGCAAAAUGCUCAACGCUUUGUUUCGCUUGCGCCUGAGUCCUCAGCCCGACCUCAAAAACGCCCUCCGCCCCCUCUGUUCAACGACGCAAAUCGAGUGCUCCCGAGCGUAGAGACAUUCGCAGGUAUCGCCUUGGACGGCGACACAGGUCCCUCACACAAGAGGCAAAAGAUUCAUCACGAACAUGCGCACGACCAAAGACGGUCGCAGCAGCCUGGCUCGCGAAAUUCUUUGCUUCAAGUACUAGACUCGCAGCCCUCGCAAACACACGCGAAUGCAUAUGGAACACCGACGUCUCCUUCCAACCGGCGACAUCAGCCUGUGCAACAAGACGACAACCAUACUGUCCCUGACUCCCCAGUCAUUGGGAACAGUAGCGUGCGCAACGAGGAUCGAGAGACAAAGUCAGAAUCACCGGUACUUAGGCUCUCGGUGCAUGAUAUUCCUCCUCAUGUGGACUUACAAUCUCAACAGGAGUCUCAGCCUCCGGAUGCCUCUUCUCGACAUGCCAGCCUUCCACAUACAGAACACGAUGACGCCAACGAUCGGGUUCCUAAGCCUAUAGCACCAGAUGUGUCCCCCGAUCCUGACCAUGCAGUGAAUAGAGGAGGCUCAGAUCAGUCUCAAAUGCAGCCAUUGCAAUACCCUGAAGCGCAAUCGGGUGAAAAGCUCGUUUCGCCUCAGGCUGUAAUGCCUAAUGGCCAGAAACCGACUAGCAGCAAAGAUCGCGAACAGGAAGUGUACGAUCCGAUUGAAUCAGACUCGGACGGUUUCGAUAGGCGACAGCAAUUAUUUAGUGCAAAACAGCAUAGGAUUUCUAAAACACCUUCCCGAAUGGCUGCUUUACCUCUUACAAUGUCCAAUUCGUCUAAGGCUCUGAAGUCCAUGAGAAACCCCUCAAGUUCCUCUACGCAGCCCUCUUCUAAGGCGUUCAAUGGUGAUAAGCAAGAGCAAUCAACUUCCGCUUCUCGACAAAGCGGUCAAAAUCAAGGUGAUCAUCUAAUGAAGGUCCUCGUUGCUGGAGCAGAAGGAUGUAACCAGCCGACAAGGCCACAAGAUCCGAAGCAGAUGGCGUCAAAUCUUCAGCGCAAUGACCUGCUGAAUCCUUCGGCUCACCCGUCGGGCGCAACUGAUGUGCAAAGGUCAAUUGCUUCUGAACGGGCACAUCAAGAAGUGGCACCCAAUGCAGGCGAGCGUGUAGCUCAAGCUCUGAUUGCAACACAGCCGGAGUCUCUGAACGAAAAGAAAGCGCAACUCAGUAUGAGAAGUGACAUGGCGAUUCCGACUCGAAGCUCAGCAAAUAACCUCGAGGCAAAGUCUUCUGUUAGUGUCAUUGUAAGGCCAAAGGGAACCACAUCAAUGGCUCCAAAGGAUCAGAUCACAGGGUCCCGAAUCAACACAACUGUAGGAGAGCCAUCGAAAGCUUCAGCUCAAAAGGCGCUUAGCCAAGGGUUCAAAGCUGUGAAUAUCACCAACGGUGCGCAUAAGCUGCAACUACCGGUUUUAGCGAACGAUGAACACGGCGACAGCAAUAUGAGAGAUACCAACAAAGGGAACAGCAACUUUGAGCAGCAUAAACAGCUAAAGUCCACCCUGCCUCCACUGCAAUCCAAAGCGCAACCACGGUUAAUAGCAAACCGACCCUCGGAUGACUUCACCGUAGCGGCGACGGACUAUGGUGCCUUUAACGAACUGCAGUUACAGGAGGACGGUGAACGAGCCAUGCUAGCAUCUGAUGGCGCAAAACAACUUGAGAUUGAGAGGUCUAAUAGGAAGCCUGCGUCCGCAACACCAAAGGCAAACGGCUGGCUCAAUAAGCCAGAUCCAAAGCCUGCAAAACCACCUCCCGUAAAUGCCGCUCAACGGAAAGCGCAAGAACGUAGAGAGCGUGAUGAGGCUUAUAUUCAAAAGUGGCGUGAACAUAACUUUCGAAACGGAGUACUUAUUUGCAGUAGUCAAGGCUCGCACUCUGAACAAUUGAAUGUCUCAAACGAUCAGAGACACACAUUAACGCCAAUAGUUCCAAUCACAAAAGCUGGACGAUCGUCAAGCCCGUACAGCACGAAAUCCUCGAUGGCAAUGGGCCCGCCGCCUCGCAGUGCUUUGAAGCAGCCUUCUAGCAGCCUGCGAAAAUCCAUCUCCCAGGUAUCUUUUUCUAUCAAUCAGGAGAGUAGUACUGCGAAUGCUGCACCGCAAACAAACGGAGCUACGGAGACAGGUCGGAAGUCAACGCCUACGACUACUACUUCAAGUAAAGCGUCCAAGAAGGUGCAAUCGACUCUUAAUGACAUGUUUAUAGAUAAGAAGAUGAAAGGUCGUGCGAUCAAUUCUCCGAGUCCUAUCAAGCCUAUCGGUCCAGAGAUUAUCAGCUCAGGAGAGUCGGUCUCAGAGUACACGAUAACGUCUGAAGAGGGUAUUGAUCCCACCAUCGCGAAAGCUGGACCUAGUAAGAAAAAAAAGCUGAUUAUACGAUCAGCAUCACGAAGAAAACUGCGCAGUGGAUCACCCACGACGCAAGUAUCAUCCAGUAUUGAUCCAGCGCUUCAAGCCUUGAAUCACACCAAGUCCUCAAGUCUGCAGAGCUCUUCGACAGGCAUCUCUGCACCUAUCGAGAACACAAGCAGCAAGGAUCAUAGCUCUGCCACGAAUGAAACAGUCAACGAAGCUAUAGAAAUAUCAUCGCGGUCUGAAUCUGAUUCUGAAUCCGAAGAUGAUUCAGAGUCAGGCUCAGAAUCAGACGUUACCUCAAAGCCCACUACAGUCAAACAAGCAACCGGUGGGGCUAUCGCCAACGACCCUCCGUCUUCUUCUUGGACAUCCGGAAGCACACCGGCGUCUUCAGGAGUUUCAUCAGAAGGCAUCAUGCCUGCCGCAAAUGGCACAAAGCUCCCCAAGCCUGCCCAAGGCCAAUCUCACACCCCGCUCCAGAACACUCCAUCGAACACCACCCAAGGCAUUACCGGGAUCCAGACUGUUACAGCCCGCGCCACAACCACCCGCCCCAAUUUCUACCCAAAACUGAGCGAGCUCCGAAUGGCCCGCGAGGACCAAGACGAGGAGCAGCCCCCCACCUCCGCACAGCCGCCACGUCAAAAAUCCCCUUCUGCAAUCCUGAGAAAUCUAAGUCGUACCCGCGCAGAUGAGGAAAGCGAGGACGACGACGAGGACGAAACCACCAGCGAGGCCCAAGUGCCCCCGGAGCAGUCGCAGUCACGAUUCGCCAAAAGCAUCAAUGACAUCAGGAAGACGCUGUUCUAUUUACGAUGA